CACCAUUGCAGGAGAUGCGGAUACUGCGUGGAGGGCAUGGACCAUCAUUGCUUUUAUAUCAACAACUGCGUGGGGGAUAGAAAUCAUCGGUAUUUCAUUCUCUUCUUGUUCUGGGUCUCCCUCUCCACCCUCUUUGUUGCUGUCUGCUCCUUCCUCACCCUCCAGAGCGCGAGGUCGAACAUCCAGGUAUGU
Molecule: messenger RNA, 192 nt
Organism: Guillardia theta CCMP2712
Lineage: Eukaryota; Cryptophyceae; Pyrenomonadales; Geminigeraceae
Exons: 1
Biological process (GO): peptidyl-L-cysteine S-palmitoylation; protein targeting to membrane
Cellular component (GO): endoplasmic reticulum; Golgi apparatus
Molecular function (GO): protein-cysteine S-palmitoyltransferase activity
Source: RefSeq, a predicted model, not a curated record